Messenger RNA from Dama dama (fallow deer), 2696 nucleotides. It is a transcript of the gene MAPKAPK3, whose product is annotated as MAPK activated protein kinase 3. Lineage: Eukaryota; Metazoa; Chordata; Mammalia; Artiodactyla; Cervidae. Gene Ontology annotation, biological process: peptidyl-serine phosphorylation; protein autophosphorylation; response to cytokine. Bases 208 to 1362 code for a protein of 384 amino acids. The transcript has 11 exons. The record is from RefSeq and is a predicted model, not a curated record. Gene Ontology annotation, molecular function: calmodulin binding; calcium-dependent protein serine/threonine kinase activity; mitogen-activated protein kinase binding. Gene Ontology annotation, cellular component: cytoplasm; nucleus.
CCGGGGACGCGCGGGGGAGGGGAGCGGUCACGUGGGCAGGCGGCGGCGCGACUCUCGGCUCUGGGCGCCCAGGGCGGCGGCCUCUGGCGACCCCUGUCCCUGCCCCUUACGGGCAACCACAGCCCCGUGAGCUGCCGUCAGGUCCGCCCUCGCCAGGUGGCCCCGGACGCGCCAGGCUGGGGCCGCCUCUGAGCGCCCCGCGGGGCCAUGGACGUGGAGACAGCGGAGGAGCAGGGGGGCCCUGCGCCCCCGUCAAGUGCACCCUGCGGACCUUGUUCCGCCGGCGCUCCCGCCCUCGGGGGGCGGCGGGAGCCCAAGAAGUACGCAGUGACCGAUGACUACCAGUUGUCCAAGCAGGUGCUGGGCUUGGGUGUGAACGGCAAGGUGCUGGAGUGCUUCCACCGGCGUACUGGCCAGAAGUGUGCCCUGAAGCUCCUGUACGACAGCCCCAAGGCCCGGCAGGAAGUGGACCACCACUGGCAGGCCUCAGGUGGCCCCCACAUCGUGCGCAUCCUGGAUGUUUAUGAGAAUAUGCAUCACAGCAAACGCUGUCUCCUCAUUGUCAUGGAAUGCAUGGAAGGUGGUGAGUUGUUCAGCAGGAUUCAGGAGCGUGGUGACCAGGCUUUCACUGAAAGAGAAGCCGCAGAGAUCAUGCGGGAUAUUGGCACUGCCAUCCAGUUUCUGCACAGCCGGAACAUUGCCCACCGAGAUGUCAAGCCUGAAAACCUGCUCUACACAUCCAAGGACAAAGAUGCAGUGCUGAAGCUCACGGACUUUGGUUUUGCCAAAGAGACCACCCAGAAUGCCCUGCAAACUCCAUGUUACACUCCCUACUAUGUGGCUCCUGAGGUCCUGGGUCCAGAGAAGUAUGACAAGUCAUGUGACAUGUGGUCCCUGGGCGUCAUCAUGUACAUCCUCCUGUGCGGCUUCCCGCCCUUCUACUCCAACACGGGCCAGGCCAUCUCGCCGGGGAUGAAGAGGAGGAUCCGCCUGGGCCAGUAUGGCUUCCCAAGCCCUGAGUGGUCCGAGGUCUCCGAGGAUGCCAAGCAGCUGAUCCGCCUCCUGCUGAAGACAGACCCCACCGAGAGGCUGACCAUCACACAAUUCAUGAACCAUCCCUGGAUCAACCAAUCGAUGGUGGUGCCUCAGACUCCACUCCACACAGCCCGAGUGCUGCAGGAGGACAGAGACCACUGGGAUGAAGUCAAGGAGGAAAUGACCAGUGCCUUGGCAACCAUGCGGGUGGACUAUGACCAGGUGAAGAUCAAGGACCUGAAGACUUCUAACAACCGGCUCCUCAACAAGCGGAGGAAGAAGCAGGCAGGCAGCUCCUCGGGCUCGCAGGGCUGCAACAACCAGUAGCUCCUCUGACCUUGGGGGAGCCAGAGGACACACUGGAGUGGGCUGAAGCCCUGACCUGGAGGGCUCAGGGUCCUGUUUUUUUAACAAAAGAGUUGUUUGUGUUGUGUUGUGAUUUGUCACUUGGAACUUCAGGAUGGGGGAACAUGACCCCAAGUCCUUCAGAAUCGCAUCCCAGGGUCAGGCCCUAGAGAGGGGCCAAAACCUGGGCCCUGGGGAGCCACGUGCUGCAGCUCCAGUGCCUUUGAUCACUGCGGCCUGAAUGCCCUGUGGCUGCAUCCCGCCCAGGGCCUGGCCUUAGAGUUCUAGACCCCUGGGCGUUGUGGUUGGGCUUCCCUCCUUCUGUGAAAACAGCUCCCCGGAGGGUGGGCAGAUGGGCCUGGCCUUGGGAAAGGCAUCCGGCCACUGGUUGUCAUGGCGACCAGGGACAGAGUUGCCAGUCUUGAAUGCUGAGUGAGUGAGCAAGGGAGGGAGGGGGGCAGUUGAGGGUCUGCCUGCCUUCUUGGGGAGGCUGCUCUCCUUGUGCCACUCACCCCUCUUAGACUCCCCCCGACCCCUCCGUUUUUGGUCUCCCUGAAGUGUCAGGGUCAGUCUGCCUGGCUCCCUGGGUGGUCCUGCGCUGUGUUACUGCAGCCCCAUCCCACAGGGCCCUUGGAAGUCUCCUUCCACAGAGUGCCUGAGCCCAGCCAUCCUGUUACGACAACCCCCCCCCCCCCCCCCCCCGCCAGAGUGACCUCUUACCUCAGUGAGGGGUUUGGGGGGGGCAGAUAUUUUUAACCCCAGUGAGGGGUUUGGGGGGGGGUGCAGAUAUUUUUAACCCUUUUUUACUUUGGAAAAUGUCACUGUGACAAAAGCCAGUACAGUUACCCUGCCCCCACCUGCUCAUCGGAUCCCAGGCAGGAAAGCCUGUCCUUAAGAGUUCACCCCCUGCUCUCCUGGUUGACGGCAGGGCUCGUCUCCUGAUGUACUUUUGUGAGAGUGGAUGGCUGGAGGCAGGGCUAAGGGGCUCCCCCUUAAUCCAGGGCCUCUUUCUGUACUUUGGGUCAGACUCGAGGCAGUGGAGGGCUGCUGCUUAGAGGGUCUGGUCCUUUCUUUUUUGCCCGAGUCGGAGCAGACAGGGCCCCUCCCUCGCUGCUCCAGGCUCACCCAGCCUCACACUGCCCAGGGAGCCUCAGGAUGCUGAAUGCCUGAUAUGGGCCUGGCCAGUGCCUGGCCCCCAGCCUGCUUCCUGGUUCCUCACCCUUCUCUCAUUGGCUGGGAAACCCUAGACCAUGUCAGGGAGGAUCGCACUGCUGGGUUUUAUAUCCAGGUAUUAAUAAACAGCAUUUUGGCAUUUU